Phytophthora sojae is the source of this 1080-nucleotide messenger RNA. Its product is annotated as polygalacturonase. Lineage: Eukaryota; Oomycota; Peronosporomycetes; Peronosporales; Peronosporaceae. Gene Ontology annotation, molecular function: polygalacturonase activity. Bases 1 to 1080 code for a protein of 359 amino acids. Gene Ontology annotation, biological process: pectin catabolic process. Gene Ontology annotation, cellular component: extracellular region. The transcript is spliced from 4 exons. The record is from RefSeq and is a predicted model, not a curated record.
AUGAAGAUCUUCACGCACUCUUUCACUGUCCUCGCCCUUCUCGUUGCUGCCACCAACGGGUUGGACUUGGUUACCCAGAACGACGUAACCCAGGAGUCCCAGGCAAGUCAAGUCGGCCAGGCGAACCCCGUGCAGCAGAGCGGCGCUAGCCAGGCUGCUGACAGCUCGCCGAAGCAGUCAGGUCACGUGCAGGAAGACUCUUGCACUCUGACCGGCAACUACAUCCAAGGAACAAACGUCUCGCACUGCGAAACUAUUGUGAUCGAUUCGCUGUCGGUGCCUGCUGGCGUCACACUCGACCUGACCAACCUGUGGGGUGGUCCGCUCCUAAAGCUGAAGGGUACCAGCCUCUCCGUCACUGGUCCCGGUACGCUGGACGGCCAAGGCGUCUGGUACUGGCCUCAGGGCCAGAAGGUCACCAAGCCGGUCUUCUUCAAGCUGAACAGGGUUAGCAACUCGACUCUCUCCGGUUUUACCAUCAAGAACUCGCCCUUCCGUACGUUCAGCAUCGGCAACUCGAACUACACGACGCUCACCCGUCUCACCCUGAACUCUACGGCUGGCAACGGUGUCGCCAAGAACACGGACGGCUUCGAUUUGAGCCGAAACGACCACAUCACGAUCACGGGCAAUAAGAUCUUCAACCAGGACGACUGCCUCGCUAUGCAGUGCAGCACCAACACGCUCUUCAGCCGAAACUACUGUAGCGGUGGCCAUGGCAUUUCCAUCGGGUCGCUUGGUGGCGACAAGGUGGACGACUCUGACACUGUUACCGGUCUCUUGGUGAAGGACAACACUAUCGUCAACAGCGAUAACGGUAUCCGUAUCAAGACCAUCACAGGCUUGACCGGAUUGGUCAAGGAUAUUGCCUACCUUAACAACAAGGUUGUCAACGUCGAGAACGCCAUCGGACUACAACAGAACCAAGGGCGGACCCAGGGUCUCUCCGGUUCUGCCAUGAGCCUCUACGACAUCGUGGCGAACCCGGACGCUGUGUCCAACUGGUCCUUCACCAAAAUCGUGGUGAAUGCCACAAACCGUGGAAACUGCACGGGCGAGCCGAUCACCGUGAAGUGCUAA